CCUAUCUAUCGCGUCCUCUGCUCUCGUCAAUCCAUCUUCCUACUUCUUUCCUGUGACGACAACAACGACGACAGUACAACGGUACUUCAUGAGUUACAAUGUGCCUUAACAACAGCUCCCUUAAACUAUGUGGCGACUCCAUCUCCUACUACGCCUCCAAGCCCAAGAAGCAACGCGGCUUCCGCUGGUGCGUUCGCACUCGAGCCACCAUCCUCUUCCAACUUUAUUGCCGCCGCCAUCUCCCCUCCGAUGCCGAUCAGAACCCAUUCAAGAACGAGCUGAUACCCUGCCUUCGUGUCAAGUGUAACAUCCUCGCCCACGAACCGGCUUGGGCAUUUGUUGUUCCGUACUUUGACAGUCUUGUGCGCCACUACGCGACAAAAUGGGUCACUGAGGCCCGCAAUGGGUCGCUUGUCACUUGGUGCCAGGUCUCGGGCUGGCAAUGGGACGAGAACAAGACGUCCGGCUGGGUCGGUGUUGAUGCAGUUGAGGCGUGGAUGCGCCGGGAGCUGAGGAAGACGGAUUGGUGGCAAAGAGGUAGGGCCCAUGACAAACGGCUUGGUUUGCUUGUCUAAUAACGACCGUUACGCGAGCAGCACCACAAUCCGCUGGACAACCCGACGAGGCCCUCGUGAACCGACUAAGCA
Colletotrichum navitas is the source of this 647-nucleotide messenger RNA. RefSeq lists its product as uncharacterized. Bases 99 to 575 code for a protein of 158 amino acids. The transcript has 2 exons. The record is from RefSeq and is a predicted model, not a curated record. NCBI's taxonomy places the organism in Eukaryota, Fungi, Ascomycota, Sordariomycetes, Glomerellales, Glomerellaceae.